AUGGCGGAUUCGACAGACCCGAAUCCCCCAACCACCCAAAAUUCCCAAACCAUCCUCGAUGGCAACCAGCUGAUCGCAAAGUCCCUUGCCGGGUUCGGCGUGGAUCGCAUGUUCGGCGUCGUCGGCAUCCCUGUGACCUCGCUCGCAACCCGUGCAGUUUCUCUCGGAGUCCGAUUUAUCGCCUUCCACAACGAGCAGUCGGCGGGUUACGCCGCCUCUGCCUACGGGUUUCUAACGGGUCGACCCGGUGUCCUCCUCACGGUAUCGGGCCCCGGAUGCGUUCAUGGGCUCGCGGGUCUUUCCAACGCCAUGACCAAUGCUUGGCCCACGGUGAUGAUCUCCGGUUCGUGCGAUCAGAAAGAUUUCGGCCGCGGCGAUUUCCAAGAGCUCGACCAGAUCGCCGCCGUGAAACCCUUUUCGAAAUUCUCUGUGAAAGCUAAAUCAAUCAAGGAAAUACCGGAUUGUGUGUUUCAGGCCCUUGCUAAAGCCGGUUCGGGCAGACCCGGUGGGUGCUAUUUAGAUUUUCCGUCUGAUGUUUUGCAUCAAACAAUUUCCGAGUCGGAUGCUGAGAGCUUAGUGGCUGCUGCGGAGAGGUUCCGAGAGUCGGAGAAGGUUGUGAAUGUGCCAAGUUCGCAGAUUGAAGAAGCGGUUUCGCUGCUUCGGCACGCAGAGAGGCCUUUGAUUGUGUUUGGGAAAGGAGCGGCAUUUGCGCGAGCGGAGGAUGAGUUGGGUAAACUGGUGGAGCGCACUGGAAUCCCAUUCUUGCCCACUCCAAUGGGAAAGGGGUUGUUGCCUGAUACUCAUGAGCUGGCGGCGACGGCAGCAAGGUCGCUGGCAAUCGGGAAAUGUGACGUUGCUCUUGUUGUUGGUGCGAGGCUGAAUUGGCUUUUGCACUUUGGUGAGCCGCCCAAGUGGUCCAAGGACGUGAAGUUCAUUUUGGUUGAUGUUGAUAAGGAAGAGAUUGAGCUCAGAAAACCUCAUUUGGGUUUGGUUGGAGAUGCAAAGCUGGUGUUGCAAAAGAUCAAUAAAGAGAUUAAGGAUGAUCCUUUUUGCUUAGGGAAGUCUCAUUCAUGGGUUGAAGCUAUAUCGAAUAAGGCCAAGGACAAUGUUGUGAAAAUGGAGGCUCAGUUGGCUAAGGAAGUUGUGCCAUUUAAUUUCUUAACGCCAAUGAAAAUUAUUAGAGAUGCAAUUUCAGGAUUGGGGAGCCCUGCUCCUAUAUUAGUUUCCGAGGGGGCAAACACUAUGGAUGUUGGUCGGGCAGUGUUGGUUCAAACAGAGCCUAGGACCAGGCUGGAUGCAGGGACUUGGGGGACAAUGGGGGUUGGUCUGGGUUACUGCAUUGCGGCUGCUGUGGCUUCUCCUGACCGGCUGGUAGUUGCGGUGGAAGGCGAUUCUGGAUUUGGGUUCAGUGCAAUGGAAGUUGAGACAUUGGUUCGAUACCAGUUCCCUGUUGUUGUGAUAGUCUUUAACAAUGGUGGUGUGUAUGGCGGUGAUCGAAGAAGCCCAGAUGAAAUUAGCGGGCCUUACAAAGAUGACCCUGCUCCGACUUCUUUUGUCCCUAGUGCGGGUUAUCACACUCUGAUUGAAGCUUUUGGAGGCAAAGGCUAUCUUGUCGGGACACCUGAAGAACUCAAGUCUGCCCUUUCGGAAUCCUUCUCAGCCCGAAAACCAGCUGUUAUAAAUGUAAUAAUUGAUCCUUAUGCUGGUGCAGAAAGUGGGAGGCUUCAACACAAAAACUGA
This is a messenger RNA of Prunus armeniaca (apricot), 1740 nucleotides long. NCBI's taxonomy places the organism in Eukaryota, Viridiplantae, Streptophyta, Magnoliopsida, Rosales, Rosaceae. The record is from the annotation of a GenBank genome assembly.